AUGUUUACAGAUUCUGAAAAUGUGUCUAUCGUACCAAACACUACUUGGAAAUACUUAAAUACAACCGUUUCUUUAGAUGACCACUGUAAUUGGUUCCUACCUUGGAUGGAGUGGGUGAAAAUUUUCUUGCUAACAUUUGGGUUUCUAAGCAAUGGAAUGACAGUUUUGGUCAUACUUUUCAAAAAGGAUCUGCACCAGAAAACGUUCGCUACAAUAUGUCUUAUAGCCCUAUCGGACUGUCUUUACUGUCUGUGUGGGGUUCUAUGGGGAUUCCUCUACUAUGCGUACAUGGAUUCACAUAAUUUUCGGACACUGGAAAACUGUGUCAGCGAUUUCUUCGACAAAUACCUAAAAUCUUCCCUGGUUCUUCUGGCGUCGACAGCUUAUGCCACAUCUGGUUUCUGCAUAGCCGUUCUGUCUGUUUUUCGUUACAUCAUCAUCGCGUAUCCGUUAAAAGCCAACAUGAUAUUGACCAAAAGAACUGUUUUCGUGACCUUCUUCACAGUUUUCCUCAUAUCACUUGGCUACGGUAUUUUCAAAACUCUUAAAAUCAAUCUUAGCAGUAAAUUCGUAAAGCCUAUAGAUCUGCUGGUGUCAUACCUGAUUCCACUCACAGUAAUGGCAGUGUUCCAUACAUUGAAACUGCUGACACUAAAAAGAAAUAAAUUUCGUUCCACCAAAAAAUCGACUCGCAAAUUGGAGGUGGUGGUUAUAAUGAUCGUCAUGGCCUUCUUCUUGUUUCUGCUCCCUUGGCACGUGUUGGCGAUUUCCUACGAGUUCCAAUUAUUUAAACCGGGAUAUAUUGCUGUGACUGUUAGUUCACUGCUACUUCAACUCAACAACUGUAUUAACCCUGUGUUUUACGCCUUCUUGUCCCCGCGAGUUAGGGAAGGAAUCUGCUUUUGUUUCGGCGCAAAAAGGGGAAACAAAAGAAAAACACCAACCGCCACAAUAUCCACUAAUAUUUACAGCUCCACAACUAUCGCCCUUAGCUGUGCCUCUUUAUCAACUUCUACGUCAUGUGGACCGGUAACCCCGAGCUCAACUCCAAAUACACAGCGCGUAAUUAGGUCACAUAUCUACACCAACAAGUCUUCAACUAGUUCUUUUGGUUCAACUCUGAAAGACUCUCGUCCGACUUUCGCGUAA
Messenger RNA from Magallana angulata, 1149 nucleotides. RefSeq names its product galanin receptor 2a-like. The transcript has a single exon. Gene Ontology annotation, molecular function: G protein-coupled receptor activity. Gene Ontology annotation, biological process: G protein-coupled receptor signaling pathway. Bases 1 to 1149 code for a protein of 382 amino acids. Gene Ontology annotation, cellular component: membrane. The record is from RefSeq and is a predicted model, not a curated record. NCBI's taxonomy places the organism in Eukaryota, Metazoa, Mollusca, Bivalvia, Ostreida, Ostreidae.